Molecule: messenger RNA, 2648 nt
Organism: Pocillopora damicornis (cauliflower coral)
Lineage: Eukaryota; Metazoa; Cnidaria; Anthozoa; Scleractinia; Pocilloporidae
Product: kelch-like protein 12
Molecular function (GO): protein binding
Source: RefSeq, a predicted model, not a curated record
GUUCAUGCAUCCAGGUAGCUUUGUCAAAGUCGGCAAUGAUUAUGGGCCUUGUAAGAACCAUUGAAGGUCCCUCUUUUCUUCAAUUGAAAGGCGAUGACAACAUUAUUUUAAAAGUGCUGAACACACAGCGACAUUCAGGAAUAUUAUGCGAUGUUAAUUUGACAGUGGAUGGCCAGAACUUUUCAGCACAUAAGGCAGUUCUCGCGGCCAAUAGCCGGUUCUUCUUUGCCAUGUUUACCACAGAAAUGCUGGAAAAGGAUAAAACAAGUGCCAGUGUAAGUACUAUUACUGCUACUGCCAUGGAAAGCAUUUUAGAUUUCAUGUACACGGGACGGAUUCAAAUUCACAUCGAAAAUGUUUUCGAAUUGCUAGAAGCAUCAAAUUAUUUAUUUGUGGAAAAGGUGAAGAAAGCUUGUUGUCAAUUUCUACAGAGUGUACUCGAUACAGAAAACUGUUUUAUGAUUCUUUCGAUGGCUGACGCUUUCUCGUGCAAUGAUCUAAGUCAAACAGUCACCCAAUACGUAAAUCGAGAAUUUAGUAAAGUUGCCAAGACAGAAUCAUUUUUGAAGUUAUCCAAAGAAGAGAUUAUCAAGUUCCUGUCCAGUGAUGAUAUAUCGGUUGAAAAUGAAGACCAACUCCUUGAAAUUAUCACCGACUGGAUAAGCUACGAUUUGGAAGCGAGGAAAGACUUUUGUGGUCAAUUAUUGAAAUUAGUUCGACUAUCUUUCGUUUCUUUGUCACAAUUGAAUGACCCGCUACAUGAAAAGGAAUUGAAUGAAUUGAUCAUUCCAAGACUUGUUACAGAAUUCAAAGGAGCUACCUACGAAAAAGAAGCUGGGAAAAUGACUGCGAGGAAAUCGUACCGAAGUGUGGAAGUGAUUCUGGUAGCAGGCGGAUGCGAUAAUUCAGCAAUCUUAAGCAAUGUCUGUUGUUUUGUUCCUGUCGUUAGCAAGUGGGUGGAAUUGUCGGCCAUGAAGCUGCCGCGAUGGAGGCUUCAGCUGGUAACUUCACAAGACAAUAUGUUAGCUAUUGGGGGGCUAAGAGAUGUCUGCGUUAAAGAAAGAGCGAUUCCAUUCAUAGAACGCUUCAGCGGUCAAAGUAACUCGUGGGAUGCAACUGAUCAUCAACCUGUAGUGCAUGAUGUUGAGCUGGACUCUUUCGGUGCUGUGUCCACAGGUUCCACCACCUUUCUUCUUGUUGGAGGCCUGGAUCCCAAAACCAAUAGAUGCACGUCUCAUGUCAGUAUUUUUGAGCUUAAAGAUGGAUCCUGGUUCGUUGGACAGCGAAAAUCUUUGCUCUUUCCCAGGGCAGGCCACUGUUUAGUGUCAUCUGGAGACAAUGUGUAUGCAAUUGGUGGAUUCCAAGUACCAAACACAUUUGCUAUUCGUGAAGGAAUGCGAACAGUUGAAUGUUAUGAUUCAACUAGAGAUGCUUGGACUUCCGUUCAACCCAUGAUCGAAGGAAGACAGUUUGCUGCUGCUGUGACGUUGAAUGACGAAAUUUUCAUCUUUGGCGGCUAUGACGGACAGAAUGUUCUUAAUUCUUGUGAGGUGUACAACGUAAAGCUUAACAGAUGGCAGCACAUUGCUCCGAUGCGUAAGUCUCGAAUGAAGCACUCUGCUGUGGCACACGGUGACAAGAUUUAUGUCAUUGGAGGUGUGAGUGACAUCAGAGGAGGUUCCGUUUUCAGUUCAGUGGAAUGCUACAUUCCCGAAAAGAACCUUUGGAUAAGUGCCCCUGACAUGCCGGUUGGAAGAUUUGAUCACCAAUGUUAUGUUUCUAACGUCGGUUAUAAGUUCCUCGCUUCCGUUCUGGAAAAAUCCCAGUGACAUCCCUGAGUGACAAUUGCCUGACAAGGCGCAUGGAGGAUUCUGAUCGCCAAUGUCAUUUUUACUGCUACGGCCUAAAAGUUUCUUGCUUCCGUUUUGGAAGAUUCUCACGCAUACCGAAAAGGAAAUUUGAUCACCAAUGUUGAGCGACAAACGCGGGCGACAAGUUGUUCGUUUCUAUCCCGUAAGAUGUAUGGGGAAGAGGGACUGCCCGUACCCUACCAAUUCUUUUAUAUUCUUGUAUUGACGCACGUUAAAUCGAAGACUUACGCUUCGGAAACUAACUCCAUUGUUACGAUUAACAACAGACACUUGUAUUAUUUUAUUCUCGUGGAAUACGACAAAAUCAAAGAGGGCUUCUCAAUUUAAAAGCAAAAAAGCUAACGGCACUUUUUUAAAAGAUCCCACGAAAACUAAGACAACCGUCUGUAAUACUUUUUUACUCAACUGAUAAAUAUACUGCAGCAAUAUACUUAAUCGCUGGAAGAGGUGCUUUUUGUUACUCACUGCUGUUUUAUAAGUGGGCUUUCCGAGUUGUUCGUUCCGGUUGGAACACUGAUAGAGACUUAAUUUGAUGAUACGGCAUUGACGUUAUUCGAAAACGAACAUGUAGGGAUUGAUUAAUGUAAUAUCGGGAAGAAAAAAAAUAAAAUAAGGAGUAGUAUUUGAUACCCUUGUAGCGCAACUGAGAAUACCAGUCUUCUAUUGUAGUAGUAGAUAAUAUCUCAUUUUUCCCAGCAUGAAAGCGCAAAUUUCAAUGAAAAGCCGCAUUUCUCAAACGCUAAGGUAAAAGAAAAGGAGAAUUUCCACUAUCAAUGU